This is a messenger RNA of Aegilops tauschii subsp. strangulata, 4343 nucleotides long. The record is from RefSeq and is a predicted model, not a curated record. Lineage: Eukaryota; Viridiplantae; Streptophyta; Magnoliopsida; Poales; Poaceae.
CCCCAAAGCUCGGAGCCACCUUUUUCUCCUCGUGCCCGUCCCAUUUCGCUGCCUUCGCUCGCACCGCCGCACCACCGCCUCCCCUGGAUGGCCCCCGCUGCCUUCCGCGAGCCGUCGCGGCCCUCCGGCAGAGGGCCGCCGGACCCGUCUCGUCCCGCGCCACCGGGCCCCGGAUGGAGCGGACUCUCUCCACGGGGAAGCGCCUGCGCCGCGGGCCCAAGGAGGUCUGCAGGUACAAUCCCAAGAAGACUGACGCUGUCAUCGAGGAAUUGAAGAAAAAUACCCAGGCAGCUAAUGACGAGAGGGAGGAGCUCGUAAAGGCAAUCAAAAAUCUUGAGGCAAAGCAAACCAACCCUUGGUUUAACUCUACAAUAAAAGGACGUCUACUGGACUGGCCAGGCCUGAUCGCGCUGACGCUGGCGGCUGGAGAGAUGGUGAGGAAAAUUUGGGGUUGAGCUUCCACGUAAGGCUAUAGGUAAAUGAAGAACGAAGACUAUUUUGCUUCUCAGUAGGAUGUACGUAACUGAAGAUGGAAGACUUUUGCUGCAACGAGUAGUGAAUGAUGUGGCUAUACAGAAACACGAACUGGACAGACAGACAGACAUACAUCACUAGUAUCUGGUGUCGAAAACGGGAAAUGCAGUUAACUGUGUUCAUGGUUGAACGUUUUGGCCUGUGACGUGUAGGAUGAUGAUGUGCGAGUCCAGAUGGAGGCAUCAUGGAUUGCGUGCACAUAUCACAACAACCUGCCUUCGAUCAUCGUCCCCUCAAGAAACAUACUCUCCAGAUGAGACAGUCCUACCACCCGGAAGGCUUGUAUGAUGAUGCUAAGAGCAGCCUGGCCUCCGACAAUGACGGAAAGAAGUAGAUGCUCUGGCAUCAGAGUAGGAGAUGCCAGUAGGGCACUGUCCUAACCAGGAGGACUGUCCAUGCGGCAGUACAGUAGAAAAAAACGGCCUGCCCUGAACCCGAUGUCCAUUGGCCAUAGCAUGCUCGAUGAGGGCAGGGGCAGCCACCAAGUAAUCCCGCUUUAUCCUGUUUGAGGUUGAAGACCGCGAAAAUGGUGUUUGCCAUGUGGUACUGUUAUUGUGAAAUUCAGCAUGCGAUGCAGUACGUCUGAGCAGGGGAAAGUACUAUGGUGCGAAGGCCACCAUUGUUUGGGAGCCUAAAAUCGAGCAGCCUAUCAAGUGCAAUCUAUCCCAGCUAUGGAGGUCAUGUGGUGCGGAUCUCAACAACAUCAAGGCCGAAUGGCAGGUACUGUGAAGAAGAACCUAAACUAAUUAGCUUCAUUUAGUUCAUUGGUUCAUCCUUGGUCCUGAGUUAUUCUGCGGAUACCAGUGGAGGUAUGUUCAUUCUUGUUAUUUUUACCUUCUUCGUCUAAUAGGUCAGACAUUUUAUUUCUGACAAGUCUUUUGUUUCUGCUCAUCAUAUGUGUGUCUUCAAUAUCAUGUUCCAUGCCCAUUGUUGGCCUUGUUCUGUGAGAAGAGAAUCUUCUCACCGAUUUGGACCGGCCCUCGAAGCUCAGCGUUGGUUACUUUGGGGCUGAUCAGCUGAGAAGACGGCAGUCAUUACAAGGAUGUGUGGUGCAGAUGAUACACAUUGUGGCUACUUCAGGCUACAAUGGAAGUGUGCAGUGGCGAAUCUUGGAAGAAAAUGAAAGGGUGGCUCAAAGCUAACAGUGAGUAGAAAAAGUAAAAAACUCUCAAUCCUUUAGUCCAAAUACGGUCAAAAUAUUGAUACGAAUACUAGUAAUUUUCCUUUUCCAGUUUUUGGAGGCGGGGCUCGAGCCUGUCAAAGCCCCCCUGUCAAGCGUGGAUUGUAGCUUUGCAGUGCUAAUUUACUCAAGGAAGCUUUGGUAUGCUGUUUGGCCGAACGGUCGUAUUUGUUAGCAUCACUGUAAAUUCAACGUGGAGCGCAAAAAGCACCUGGCGGGCCAGCUUGCAUAUCUGAACAUGGCAACAAAGAGGGCCAUCGUGCCUCACCGCCGCUUGCCCCUGUCAUUGACUUGCGGGCCCGGGAAAUAAGAAAAGUGACCAUCAGAAAAGUUCUCACGACAGUUGCCGAAGGAACUAUGCACGAUGGAGGAUUUAAUGGUGAUGUCCAGGUUUGCAGUUUGAAAAUUAUCAGUGUAUAGCAUCGUUCAUGUAACACAAGGUCAGUGCUCACCUCUUUCUUAAAUAAGGAUCUGAAUUUUACUACCAUGUGACACAUAUGGUAAGCAAUCCAAACUAUUCAAAAAGGAUCUGAAUUUUACUGAUUCAUUAGAAAUGCAAAAAUGGAUUGAAAAAUACCCCCGCCCCCUCUCGAGAGGCCAUUCAAUUCUGAACGAACCAGCAGCGCCGCUGUUUGACAUUUCCCAUGACCAUGAGCUAGGUGGAUUAAUGGCGGCCAUAUGCACACCCAAUGGACUCCCAGCACCCUUCGGUUCUCGCGCUCCAAUCUCCAACGACGCUUGCGUCGUGGUGCAUGCCGCCCUUCACACUUAAACCUCUAUUUAACGCCUUCAUCUUCCCAUCUUCUUUCUCUCACUAUAGAAGGACGGAGCAUUAAUCCAACUUCUCCAACCCCGUAACCUCCCAUCCAUUCGGCCAUGGCGGACUGGCCGUCGCUCCCGCCUGAGCUCAUCAGGCGCAUCGCCGACUGCAUCCUGGACACCAACGACCUGGACUGCUACGUGGACUUCCGCGCCGUCUGCCCCACCUGGCGCUCCGCCACCGACGACCCCAAGAAUUCCUCCGAGCUCCGCUUCCGUCCGCACCGGUGGAUCAUCAUCGACGAGGUCUUCGAGAGCCACUCGCGGCUUCUGGUUAACACCGUCAGCGGUCUCGUCGUCCGCAAGGACCUGCCUCUGCUCGGCAGCUACUUUGUGGUUGCUACUACCCACGGCGGCUUCUUCGUCCUCGGCAAGAAGGAGCCCCCUCAUGCAGCGGUCGUCCUCAACCCUUUCACCGGCCACAUGAUCCGCUUCAAGGCGUCGCCCAACUACGUGGGUGUUUGUGCUGCCGCUCUCUCCGGUCUUUUCAUGGGAAAGCUACCUACGAGUUCUGAUCUUUCUGAACUCCGUUCUUCACCCACCCUCAUCUUGCUGUCUGACAGAUGUUACCGGGAGUACUUCAUGGCUGUUCCUGACAGUGUUCGUUUCAGUAUAGACGCCGAGGAUGUGAAAUUAUACGCUUUGUUGCGGCUGGCCGCCGGCGGUGGUAUCUGCGCCACCGAUAGUUGGCAGAGGACGGCGGCUCUGCUUCCAGUUGGUUUGGCUGACAAGAUCUUCAGUUUGAUGAAGCUGUUCCACAUUGAUUAUUACGAAAUUGUUGCCGACGAAUUUUUACCUCGGCUUGCCGAUCUUACCGGGAGGGGAGAACCGAACCAAAUUUUCCUGGUGGAAUCUUUUGGAGCAUUGUUGGCUAUCAUCAAGCUGCAGCAAUGCCUCAAAGUUUUCAGACUACACAUAAUGGAAAUAACAUAAGUAGUAACAUCACACAUAUCUAAAUUAAAUAGAUAAUAUGGCAUUGCAAUAAAUGAAGAAAGAGGUGAAAUUGGUAACAUAGCUAGUUACUACUAGUAUGAGUAACAUCAAAUAUAUCAAGGUAAGAUGGGUCUAUAACCUAAUAAAUGAAGUGUUAUAUGUUAUCACACAUAUGUUACUCCCCACUAUAGAGGUAGUAACAUGGACUAGUAACAUGCCUAUGUUACUAGUCCAUGUUACUAUCCAUUGUGGCUAGUCUCAGGCUGGACAGCGUCACCGACAGCAAUGAGCUCGAGCCUGUGAAGAGCAUUGGCGACCGUGCCAUCUUCAUCGGUCACCGUAUGUGCGUGUCUGUCAAUACGCACAAGUUCCCGUCAAUCGUCCCCAACUGCAUCUACUAUGCGUGCUCCUCAGAUUCUUCACUUGACAUCUACCAGUAUGAUCUCCCGACUGAUAAUGCAGAGAGGGUUUCUGAAGGCAUAGGUUCUCUGAUCAACAGUGGGAUGUCUUUCGCCAACCCUCCGUUUACGAUCAUUCAGCUCCUCUCCAGCUACACCAUCAACGCCCGGGCGUCUCAGCUAGCGAUGGAAAAGAUUAAACCUCAGCCCCAAGCUGCUGCUACUCCGUAUCUGGACUAUUGGUCUGAUUCUGACCUGGACAUUUUUUGGUGAUGUACUGAUUUAUGUGACUGAACUAUCGAACCGUCAGAUGUCACUUCUAUGUGUGUUUUCAUUCGAUGAGCUAUCAGUUGAUGUUUAUUACAUGUUGUCUACUUUUAAUUGCUCGUAGGAUGUGGAACAAGUAUUGUGGGUGUUAAUUUCAUCUUGUUAUGAACCUAUGGCUUCAUCUUCUUUUGUAACGCUAUUUAGCCCUUAAU